Messenger RNA from Pseudomyrmex gracilis, 2023 nucleotides. Its product is annotated as polymerase delta-interacting protein 3-like. Gene Ontology annotation, molecular function: mRNA binding. Gene Ontology annotation, biological process: mRNA export from nucleus. NCBI's taxonomy places the organism in Eukaryota, Metazoa, Arthropoda, Insecta, Hymenoptera, Formicidae. Gene Ontology annotation, cellular component: nucleus. The transcript has 7 exons. The record is from RefSeq and is a predicted model, not a curated record. The coding region runs from base 185 to 1441 and encodes 418 amino acids.
CGUUCGAUGUGCAAGAGCCGUUAUUGUAACCCAGCGUUCCCAGAAAUUCGUUUAUUGACAACCAAUCAGUGUUUCCGGCGAGGCCGUCGUUCGGCAACCGUAACCUCAGAAAUAAUCAGAAAUAAUGAUUGUAGAAUGUAGCUGGUCUCAAUUGUGCGUCCGUGUGUAAUCGAAUUGUUACGGUAUGGCUGAUGCGGGCCUAAGUUUAGAUGAUAUAAUUAAAAAGAAGAAAUUUUCCGGAACGAGGGGCAGAGGAAGAAUAAUGCACAGAGGCAUCGGUAGGAGCAUACGCCCGAAUGGUUCGAUUAGAGGACGUGGACAUAUGAAAGAUGCGCGGUUUAAGAUAAUAGAGAAAAAUCGUGAGAAACUGACCGACGCUAGGGACAAGCUCGCGGAAAUAGCAAAGCAGAGCGAUGCAAGACUCAAAUUGGACAAAAUACGUGCUUCUCAGCAUAAGAAGAUAAAUGCACAAUUUCCAAAACUGAAUCGUACCGAUCGAAUUUCCUUAUCCACGAAUAAAGCGCCACCAUUAAUGUCACACACAUUUUCCUCAAAUAUGCCAAAUAAUUAUAUGCAACCUCCAUCCAGAACAACAGGCUACAGACCACCACCUCCUCCUAUAUCUGAUUCUCAUUAUUUAUCAGACAUGAGUAUGGAUUAUACUCAUACAGAUGACUAUUUAAUGGAUUCUUCUUCGUUGCGAAGAACGGUUAAUAACGAGUAUGCACCAACGCCGCCGCCUCCACUUCCUGUGUUCAGUAUUAAUCCAACUUACAACUGGGUGAAACCUGCAAGCAGUAACACAGCCAGGAUUCCAGUUCGAAAAUCUGAAAUAGAAAGGGAACGAGACAGACAGAGAGAAUAUAAACUUACUACACGCUCUAUGAUGGCUCCUCCUUACAAGGAAGAUUGGAGCUUUGGCACAAAGUCAAGAACAAUUGUAGUAGAAGAAGCAGCAGAUUCUAAAUAUUACGAUUACAGAAAUCCUCGAGAUGCAGGAGUUAAAUCGCGUCUCGACUCGUCGGUAAAUAAAUUAAAAUUAUCGCCCACUGUAUCACGGCCGAAAGCGAGUUCCAGUUCGUCGCCUCAAUCGCCAGGCUAUAGAAUUGUUGUAUCCAAUUUGCAAGCAAACGUUACACAAGAGGAUAUCAAGGAGUUAUUUGAAGAUGUUGGAGAGUUACUCGUGUCGAGAUUAGUACGACCAGGAACAGCUGAGGUAAUCUACAAGACGUUGAAAGAUGCGACUAAAGCAGUCGAGACUUAUCACAAUCGGCAAUUGGAUGGUCAUCCAAUGAAAUGUCUUCUGGUUAAUCCACGAUCAAAAAAUAAUCCAACUGGACCAGCUGUUCGAUCUGUUACAGAAUCAAGGCGCAGUGUAAGCUCUAGUUACGUACAACCGAGUUUAGGAGCAGUGCAUCGUGCAUUAUUCGAUGUUUCUUAAUUGUAUGUAUCUUCUUUUGGUAAAGUGAGAGAAAUGUAAAGGAAUGGACGCAAUGGAACGCAGUGUAAUCAAGUGUAAUGAAAUAAUGACGAUAGAAGAAAGCGGUCGGGAGAUGACAAAAUACACAAUUUACAAUUGCGCAUUUACAAUUGCGUGCAAAUUCAAAUUCUCAACUGCAGAUGUAUUGUAAUAAACUUGUACCACUUAUUAUUAUCUUUAAUCUGUACGGUUUAUACAAUCAAUUAAUACUAAAACAAUACACUUGCGGAUUUCUUCAUCGAUUUUUAAAUAAUCGUUUUUCCCUUUAUAUUUUACGCUAUUAGUUCCUUGCGACUUUAUUAUAUUCCAGAAUGUAUUCUUUAGGUGUGAUGAUAAGUUACGCUAGACGUACACGAUUAUAAAAACAAAUUAGGUUUGUCUUUUGCCAGACUUUCUGAAAGAUUUAAUAUAUAAGGAACCUAGAAAUAAAUUUACAUUUAUUAAAAUGAAAUUGCAUAUAAAUCAAGGCGCAAAUUGCUUCUUGUACAUUUAUGUCCGAAUAAAAUAAUUCCUGUGUACUCAUGAAACAAACUUUUGAAUGAC